Molecule: messenger RNA, 543 nt
Organism: Chrysochloris asiatica (Cape golden mole)
Lineage: Eukaryota; Metazoa; Chordata; Mammalia; Afrosoricida; Chrysochloridae
Gene: SPAG16
Product: sperm associated antigen 16
Exons: 5
Coding region: 1-543 (180 amino acids)
Biological process (GO): axoneme assembly
Cellular component (GO): axonemal central apparatus
Source: RefSeq, a predicted model, not a curated record
AUGGCCGGGCACCAAGGGAUGCCCAACUCGUCCCUGCGGGUUCUGGAAGAAGCGUUGGGCAUGGGCUUGACAGCAGCUGAGGAUAUUGCGGAGGCGGUGGCCGCCGAAGGAGCCUACUACCUGGAGCAGGUCACCAUAACAGAAGCAUCUGAAGAUGACUACGGUUAUGAAGAGAUACCAGAUGAUAACUUUAGCAUUCCAGAAGGUGAAGAAGAUCUGGCGAAAGCAACUCAGAUGGUACAAGAACAGGCUACAGAUGCUUUUAUUUUGGAGAAGAAAACAGUUCUUCCUUCGAAGCAUGCAGAACCUGAAGUAAUACAAGACUUUCUCUGCAAUUUCCUGAUUAAAAUGGGAAUGACCCGAACACUUGAUUGCUUUCAGUCUGAAUGGUAUGAAUUAAUACAGAAGGGGCUCAUUGAACUUAGGGACGCUGAGACUGUUCCAGGUGUCUAUAGCCAGAACAUGCUUUUAGAAAAUGAGAACAAAAAUUUGAAGAAAGAAUUGAAGCACUACAAGCAGGCAGCUGAGUAUGUUAUUUUUUAA